GUGUGGUGGGGGGAAGCAAAUGUUAAACGGCCUUGCCGCCGAACAAAAGUGGAAACAAAAUCAAAAAUCGCGGGUAGUUCUAGCGGAGCGCACGCGUUUCGCCCGAUUCCGUUGCACAUUUGUAGCUCACAGGUGAAAAAUCAACGCUGCGACUGCAAUUUUCUCGUGCAAUAAUUUUCGGAAAAUCCACGCCACCCAAAAGACCCCAUUGUGCAAAAAGGAAUCUACACAAAUUUUCUACGUAAAAAUAUUUAAUGAAAAAUGUUUAGUGUUUAAACAAAAAAUGUGGUGCAAACAAUAAUCAAUUAUAUAUUAAACUAAUCAAAAAGCGUUCUGGCCUUGGUGCCGGACCUACAAAAACAACAACUAAAAGUCUUAUCAACAACGGAAAAUCGUUUAGGGAAAAUCCACCACGAAGAAGAAUCUUUUAGACUGAGCCAGAAGCGGACAAUUGGAAUAUAAUAAUUAUUAAUUUUUAAAAUGUUUUACAACACAAUGGAACUGCAUCAACGACAUCUCUCCAAUUUUUACAAAUUGCACAAUUGAGAAACAAAAGUCUUUUUGAUAUAUAGAAUAUUUUGAUAAGGAAGGACGGAAGGAAGGAAACCGCCCCCGAAAUCCAUUAAAAUUGCAGCAGCCAUGCCGAAUAUGUCUAGCAUUAAGGCCGAGCAGCAGAGUGCCCCAAUGGGGGGCACAGGCAGCUACCAACUACCCGUGAACAUGUGCACCAGCAGCAGCAACAGCAGCACGAUGACGACGACGACAGGAUCGGCGACGCCGUCGCGUCACAAUGUGUCCGUGACGAACAUUAAAUGUGAAUUAGAGGAGCUUCCCACGCCGAAUGGCAAUCUGGUGCCGGUCAUCGCCAACUAUAAUCAUGGCAGCCUGAGGAUACCCCUCAGUGGGCAGCCACACAACGCGGAGGAAGAGUCCGACUCCGAGGCGGAGCUCACGAAUAUCGAGAACCUGAAGGUGCGCCGGCGGACGGCGGAUAAGAACGGACCCCGACCCAUGUCCUGGGAGGGGGAACUGAGCGAACCCGAGGAGAACGGCAGCGGCGGCGGUGGAGGCGGGGCAGAGCUGAUGGAAACGGAGACGGUGAUCAAGAGUGAGGUGUGCAGCACGUCGACGCCCAUUCAGGCGGCGUCCACCACCUGCCCCACGAUGCAGCCGAUCAAAACGGAGCUGGAGAACAUUGCCGGAGAGCUGCAGCAUCAUCCGCGAAGCAACGCCUAUCCCGUGUCCAGCUGCAACGGUCCCGCGAAACUGAAGCUGGCACCCACCCAGAGCGAUCCGAUCAAUCUCAAGUAUGAGCCCCCCCUGGGGGACAACAACUCCCCGCUGCUGACGACCCGCAACAAGUCGAACAGUGGGGGACACCUGCCGCUGCCAGCGAAUCCCAGUCCCGACUCUGCCAUACAUUCCGUCUACACCCACAGCUCACCGUCGCAGUCGCCGCUGACGUCGCGGCAUGCACCGUACACGCCGUCGCUGAGUCGCAACAACAGCGACGCCUCGCACAGCAGUUGCUACAGCUACAGCUCGGAGUUCAGUCCGACGCACUCGCCGAUCCAGGCGCGGCAUGCCCCGCCGGCGGGAUCCAUGUAUCCGGGCAGCGGAUCCGCGGCAGGAAACGGAGGAGCCGGAAGCAGCUACGGGAACGGCGUGCAUCAUCAUGGUAUGCUGUACAGGCCGCUCAAAGCGGAGGCCUCCUCAACGGGUGGAUCGAGCCAGGAGUCGGCGCAAAAUCUCAGCAUGGACUCGGCUUCCAGUGCCAUGGAUCCGCUAGGAUCGGGCUCGCUGCCCGCCUCCCCGGCCGGGAUCUCCCGCCAGCAGCUGAUCAACUCCCCCUGCCCGAUCUGUGGGGACAAGAUCAGUGGCUUCCACUAUGGCAUCUUCUCCUGCGAGUCCUGCAAGGGUUUCUUCAAGCGCACCGUACAGAAUCGCAAGAACUACGUGUGCGUCCGUGGGGGACCCUGCCAGGUGAGCAUUUCCACGCGCAAAAAGUGCCCUGCCUGUCGUUUCGAGAAGUGCCUGCAGAAGGGCAUGAAACUGGAGGCCAUACGCGAGGAUCGCACCCGUGGCGGUCGCUCCACCUAUCAGUGCUCCUACACGCUGCCCAAUUCGAUGUUGAGUCCACUCUUGAGUCCGGAUCAGGCGGUGGCAGCCGCAGCGGUAGCUUCAGUGGCCAAUCAUCAGCACCAGCACCAGCACCAGCAGCAUCAUCAGCACCAGCAUCAACAGCAGAGACUCCAACAGCAGAUGAAUGGCUUUUCGGGGUCGACAUCCCUGCCGGCGAGUCCCAGUCUGGGGGGAGCAUCCAUCAAAACGGAGGAAUCCGAGGCCAAGACGUUAAGAGCGAGCAGUAUUCCAACGCUAUUGCAGGAAAUCAUGGAUGUUGAACAUCUUUGGCAGUACACCGAUGCAGAGCUGGCCCGCAUCAAUCAGCCAUUGUCCGCCUUUGCCUCUGGUGGCAGCUCCUCGUCAUCAUCGUCAUCGUCUGCCGCCUCAACGGCACACCAGAACCACCACCAACAGCAGCAGCAGCAGCAACAGCCGCAUCAGCACCAGCAGCAACAAUUGACCAACCCACUGCUGGCCAGUGCCGGUCUCUCGUCCAACGGGGAGAAUGCCAAUCCCGAUCUGAUUGCACAUCUCUGCAAUGUGGCCGAUCAUCGUCUCUACAAGAUUGUCAAAUGGUGCAAGAGUCUUCCGCUCUUUAAGAACAUUUCGAUCGAUGAUCAAAUCUGUUUGCUGAUCAAUUCGUGGUGCGAACUGUUGCUCUUCUCCUGCUGUUUCCGUUCGAUUGAUACGCCCGGGGAGAUAAAGAUGUCCCAAGGCAGAAAGAUAACACUAUCACAGGCCAAAACGAAUGGGCUUCAGACCUGCAUCGAACGCAUGCUCAAUCUGACGGACCAUUUGAGGCGUCUGCGCGUGGAUCGCUACGAAUAUGUUGCCAUGAAGGUGAUAGUGCUGCUGCAGUCAGACACCACAGAGCUGCAUGAGGCGGUGAAAGUGCGGGAGUGCCAGGAGAAGGCAUUGCAGGGCCUGCAGGCCUAUACGCUGGCCCACUAUCCGGAUACGCCUUCCAAGUUUGGAGAGCUGCUGCUGCGUAUACCCGACCUGCAGCGCACAUGUCAGCUGGGCAAAGAAAUGCUGACGAUCAAGACACGCGAUGGAGCUGACUUCAAUUUGCUGAUGGAGCUGUUGCGCGGAGAACAUUGACAAUUGUUGACGGCGACAAAGUUUUACAUAUUUAGUAUUAGAUAUAUCUAUUGUAGGGUUAAGUGCUCUACCUAUAAGCUCUGAAAACAUGUGCCUAAAAACCCAAAGCCGCAACAGCAGUCGUCGCCGCAGACGGGAUCCGAUCCGCGACCCCUCCCAAGCAUUGACCCGAAACUAUGCGCAAAAAUUGCCAAAUUUUUAUACACGAACUAUACAUAUUUUGAUAUACUCGUUUGAUGAAUGCCAUGUGCUGGAUGGGCGGGAGGACCGCCCCGCGCGCGUUGCCCUGUCUGUUGCUGGCUUUUGAGUUUCCAGUAAGAAGAAAAGAAACAAUUAUAUAACGUUUUUCGCUAUAUAUGAAUGAUAUAUAUACCGAUGACUUAUGUAUAGAGUAAACUAAAGCACACAAUGGAAAAUGAAAAGACUAAGACAAUUUAUUUAAAAAAUUACUACGUAUAAACAAAACAAAAAAAGGCAGAAACAACAAAUGCAAAAUCAAAUUAAAUUUAGUUUAAGCAGCUAGCGACUUUUUUUAUACAUACAUAAAAACUUAUAUAAAACUAUUUUAUAAAUGAACAAAAAAAAAAAAAAACAAAAAAAUGCCAAAACCGAUUUGGUUUGAUAGAAGAAGAGCUGCUAGAAUUUUCGAUAAAUAUAUAUAUAGUACGAGUAUAUAUGUAUAUCUCUAUUUGUAUGUAAAUGGAGUCCAUCCAUUUGGAUGUCCAAUUUUUAAAUGUUGUAGCAUUUAGUUUUAGUGCAAUUUCACACAUGUCUACUUAUAAACUAUUGCUAUAUACAUAUAUAUAUAUUUGGAUAUAUGUCAUAAACAUAUAUCUGCAGCCAGAUAUGGCCACAAAACUAUACACAUACUUGAAGAUGAAAAGACCACUCGAAAAAUGCCAGGCCGCAGCCCGGCCUGCAGCUUGGCAAACAGACUAUUCCAGUGAUGCUAUAUGUUGCAUAAAAAAAUCAACACACAAACGCCCCUGCCCGCUCCCCCAUAACUACAUAAAUCAAAUUUAUAUUUUCCAUUAUAAUUCUGCAUUAGUUUCUCCAUUAAUUAAUAGCUAUUAUUAUUAUUUGUGUAAUCUUUACUUAAAUAGCUGAAGCAAAUCCUGCAACAGGAUUUAAAACAUAUAUAAAAGCGAUAAAAAAAACUACAUUAAUUAAUUAUUUUUGCAUAUAUCUUAGCUAGUUAGAUAUAUGUAUAGCCCCUCCCGGCAUAUGUAUGUACAUAUAUGUCUAUAUAUAUAUGUAUGUGUGUCUGUGUGUGUGCGUGUGCGUGUGUGUAUGUUAACUGUAAAAGUACUUCCAGACCCCCAACCCACCAGAAAAAACAAAAGAAAAGAACAGAACAGAAGAAACCAAUGUAAUUCCAAUUUAAUGUCUACCAGAAGAAGAAGAGGAAAGAGCGAACCAAUCCGUAAAACUACAUACUUAAAAGUGAAGGGCAGAAGAAGGCUGAAGAAGGGGAUAAUCAUGAUUACGAUUUUGCUAAAUCAAAACUUUUUUCAUAUCUUUUUUUUAUGAUUUUUAAUUACUUAUUAGUCGUAAAACCUCCAGAAAUUGUUUUUCAUGGAGAUUCUACUUUUUAUUGACUUAAAUUAAUUUGAAUUUUUAACAAAAAUCUCAAAAUGUUAUUCCAAAAGUAAUUUCUUUUAAUCGAAAAUCACGAUUACAUUGCCCCAAGCAAAAUGGUGAAAAAACAGAUCUGCCCUUGUUUCCUGCUGCUGUCCGUAAAUGUAAACAAAAACUAAAAAACUACAAAAAAUAGUUAAAUGUUAAUUUAAUAAUGAAAGAAAUGCUCCAACUAAAUAUCAAUACAAUGUUUACCCAUAGUUAAAUGCAAUUAUUUAAGCGAAAAAUCAAAUCAAAAUGAAUUAAUAAUUUCCAGUAGCAAAAACAAACUCAAACAAAAUCCACAAAAACAGGAAGGGCGGAUUUAGGAGCGUUCUGAUACGAUGACAGAUAUUUUUCUACUUAAGUAUUUCGCUUAACUAGUGAAAAGUGUGCUCAAAAUUAAGCAUAAAUUAAGCAGAGUUUUACUUUCUGUCUGAUGUUUCGUUUUUGCUAUAUCCAUUAACUCAUCCCAUAGUAAAUAUAUCAUUUCAUAUUCUGUUUUAAAUGGAACACAAUGGAAAUUCAAGAAUGGAACAAAACCAACAACAAUUAAGCGUAAAUUGUCAAUGCAAUAUUUUGUAAUAAAAAACAAAAAAAAAAUCCAACGAUCACACUACAAAAAGUGCGACAAUUAAA
Drosophila miranda is the source of this 5481-nucleotide messenger RNA. It is a transcript of the gene Hr39, whose product is annotated as nuclear hormone receptor FTZ-F1 beta. Gene Ontology annotation, biological process: hormone-mediated signaling pathway; tissue development; regulation of transcription by RNA polymerase II. Gene Ontology annotation, cellular component: RNA polymerase II transcription regulator complex. The transcript is spliced from 8 exons. Lineage: Eukaryota; Metazoa; Arthropoda; Insecta; Diptera; Drosophilidae. The record is from RefSeq and is a predicted model, not a curated record. Gene Ontology annotation, molecular function: nuclear receptor activity; RNA polymerase II cis-regulatory region sequence-specific DNA binding; zinc ion binding. Bases 640 to 3225 code for a protein of 861 amino acids.